GGAGUUUGCCACGAGCGCGUCCCCUUCAUUCGCAGUCUGGACGCGUUCUCAGCAGGAUCGCAGAGACCCGGCGCUCCUCGCCCCUAGAGCCUGUGGUCCUGGGAGCACGUCCCCUAGUCCCUCGGCGUCCCAGCGGUCCCAGGAAGGCGCUAGCCAGCGGGAAUAGGAGAGCCACUGAGCCAUGGGCGCAGGCAGUUCCACCGAGCAGCGGAGCCCCGAGCAGCCGGCGGAGAGCGACACGCCGGGCGAGCUAGAGCUCAGUGGCCACGGACCCGCAGCGGAAGAGCCGGGAGCAGCAGGAGAACCCGCCGACGCGGACCCCGCCACCAAGCUCCUACAGAAGAAUGGCCAGCUGUCUGCUGUCAAUGGCGUAGCUGAACAAGGAGAUGUCCAUGUCCAAGAGGGAAACCAGGAUGGGCAGGAGGAAGAAGUCAUUGUCGAAGACGUUGGACAGAGAGAGUCAGAAGAUGUGAGGGAAAAAGACCGAGCUAAAGAAAUGGCUGUCAACUCUGCAGUUGUUGAAGACAUCACAAAGGAUGGGCAGGAAGAAACACCUGAAAUAAUCGAACAGAUCCCUGCUUCGGAAAGCAAUGUAGAAGAAAUGCCGCAGCCUGCAGAGUCCCAGGCGAAUGAUGUUGGCUUUAAGAAGGUAUUUAAGUUUGUUGGCUUUAAAUUCACCGUGAAAAAGGAUAAAAAUGAGAAAUCUGAUACUGUCCAGCUCCUCACUGUCAAAAAGGAUGAAGGCGAAGGGGCAGAAGCCACCGUUGGAGCCGGAGACCACCAGGAGCCCGGCCUGGAGACCGGAGAGUCCGCACCCAAAGAAAGUGAGCUGAAGCAAUCCACAGAGAAGCCCGAGGACUCCCCGAAGCAGGCAGAGAGCAGCACGGAGGAAACUCCCCUUCAGGCUGAAUCUGGUCAAGUGGCCGGGGGAGAAGCCAAAGAUGGAGGAGAUGAAAAACAAGAGAAAGAACCCACCAAAUCCGCAGAAUCUCCAACCAGUCCCGUCAGCGUCGAGACAACAUCUUCCUUCAAGAAAUUCUUCACUCACGGUUGGGCCGGCUGGCGCAAAAAGACCAGCUUCAAGAAGCCGAAGGAGGACGAGCCGGAGACUUCUGAGAAGAAGGAGCAAGAGGCAGAAGCAGUCGACGAGGAAGAAGGCGGCAAGACAGAAGGUUCUUCUGGGCAGGCCCCAGCGUCCGAGCAGCAGGAGCCCGAGGGAGGCACAAAUCAGGCCAGGCUGUCCGCAGACUACGAGAAGGUGGAGCUGCCCUUGGAAGAUGCGAUCGGUGGCCCGGAGGAGAAGUGUGCUCCAUUGGCAACGGAGGUGUUUGAUGAGAAAGCGGAAGCCCAACAAGAAGUUGUUGCAGAAGUCCACAUGAGCACCGUAGAGAAGAUGGCGGAGGAGCAGGAGGCGGGGGAAGAGGCCGAAGUCGAUGUAAAAGAGGCGGGGGAAUCCUUGCCCCCUGAAAAACUGGCCGAGACCAAGGAGGCCCCCCAGGAAGCCGAGCCUGCCGAGGAGCUGGUGAAGAGCAAAGAAGUGUGUGUCUCCGGAGGUGACCAUACACAGCUGACAGACCUAAGUCCCGAUGAGAAGACGUUGCCCAAGCACCCGGAAGGCAUUGUCAGUGAGGCGGAGAUGCUGUCCUCCCAGGAGAGGAUCAAGGUUCAGGGGAGCCCUUUGAAGAAACUCUUCAGUAGCUCUGGCUUAAAGAAGCUCUCUGGGAAGAAGCAGAAGGGGAAGCGAGGGGGCGGAGGAGACGAAGAGUCAGGAGAACACCAACAGGUUCAGACCGAGUCCCCAGAGAGCGCGGAUGAGCAAAAGGGGGAGAGCUCUGCCUCCUCCCCAGAAGAGCAGGAGGAGAUCACGUGUCUGGAGAAAGGGCUGUCGGAAGCCCACCAGGAGGGAGAGGCCGAGGAGGGGGCCACGUCUGAUGGAGAGAGAAAAAGGGAAGGAAUCACUCCCUGGGCAUCUUUUAAGAAGAUGGUGACACCGAAGAAACGGGUCCGAAGGCCCUCUGAGAGCGACAAGGAGGAAGAAGUGGACAAGCUCAAGAGUGCCACGCUGUCCUCCACGGAGAGCACAGUGUCAGAGGUGCAGGAAGAAGUCAAAGCCGUUGGGGAGGAGCAAAAGCCAGAGGAGCCGAAGCGCAAGGUGGACACCUCUGUGUCGUGGGAGGCGCUGAUUUGCGUGGGGUCAUCCAAGAAAAGAGCGAGGAAGGCGUCGUCAUCAGACGACGAAGUGGGAGGGGACGGCCACAGAGUGGAAGAGGCCAGCAAGGACAAAGAAGCUGGGGCAGAUGCUGUCCCUGCCCCCACCCAGGAACACGACCAAGCGCAGGGAAGUUCCUCCCCCGAGCCGGCUGGAAGUCCUUCUGAAGGGGAAGGUGUCUCCACCUGGGAGUCGUUUAAAAGAUUAGUCACUCCCAGAAAAAAGUCCAAGACGAAGCUAGAAGAGAAAACGGAAGACUGCGGAGCAGAGCAACUGGCUUCCGACGUUGAGCCGAGCAAAGAAGAAUCCUGGGUUUCCAUUAAGAAGUUUAUCCCUGGACGGCGGAAGAAAAGGCCCGAUGGGAAGCAAGAACAAGCCACCGCUGAAGACAUGGCGUCGACAGAAGUCAACGAGGAUGACCCCGACGUCCCGGCCGUCGUGCCUCUGUCCGAGUAUGACGCGGUGGAAAGGGAGAAGAUGGCAGCGCAGCAGGCUCAGGAGCGUGAGGAAGGACCCCAGCUACAGGGGGCCGUGUACGUGUCUGAGGAGCUUAGCAAGACGCUGGUUCACACCGUCAGUGUGGCUGUCGUUGACGGGACCAGGGCAGUCACCUGUGCCGAAGAGCGGUCUCCUUCUUGGAUAUCCGCUUCCGUGACAGAACCUCUUGAACAGGCCGAAGGCGAAGCCACGCCCUCCACUGAGGAGGUCACCGAAAGAGAAGUCACUGCAAAAGAAACCCCCAUGGUCACCCAGACCUUGCCAGAGGGCAACGAUACCCACCAUGACACAGUUGUCAGUGAGGUGGAAUUCACUUCGGAAGCUGUGACAGCUGCAGAGACCGCAGAGGCUCUCCAUGCUGAAGAGGUCACCGAAGCUUCAGGGGCAGAAGAGACCACAGACAUGGUGUCAGCGGUUUCCCAACUAACCGACUCUCCAGACACCACAGAGGAAGCCACCCCGGUCCAGGAGGUAGAGGGUGGUGUGCCAGACAGAGAAGAGCAGGAGCGGCAGACACAAGCCGUCCUCCAGGUAGUCGCAGAAAAGGUAAAAGGGGAGCCACAGGAGCCUGCCCCCCAGACUGUGCAGAGAGCGGGGCCGAAAGCUCUGGAGAAAGUGGAGGAGGUAGAAGAGGAUUCCGAAGUGCUAGCUGUGGAGAGAGAGGGGGACGUCGUCACGCUGGAAGAGCCCGUGCAGGGACGUGAAGCUGAGCAUUGUGCGUGGGGCUCUGAGAUUGGACAGGGUACUCCAGAUAGCCUCAAAGCAGUUCCCGAAGUCACGGCGGGCAUGGAGUUGGAGGAGCCGGUCACCACUUGCCAGGCUAUAGAGCCCCAGCAGCUGAUGGAUCAAGCUGUAGCCCUGGAGUCAUCUGAAACCCUGACAGACAGUGAGACAAAUGGAAGCACUCCCCUAGCAGAUUCCGACCACACUCCAGAUGCCACCCAGCAAGACACGGCCGUCGGAAGCCAGGACAGUGAAGCCACUGCAGCUGACAGACAGUCACAGGACACAGAGGCAGAAGCAGCUCCUGCUCAGAAGGAGGAACCUUCAGUGCCGCCCCAUUUUCCACCCCAGGAAGAACCCGGGGAAACACCAGGAAGAGAUGUUCUAGAACCAGUGCAGCGAGAGUUUGCUGUGGAAGCAGCGCCCGUCCUAGCAAACACCGAGGUGGGUCAAGAGGCGGGCCACCCUGAUGGCGAAAGAGUCAAAGACGAAGUCUGUGUGGAGGGACUGGAGGUGUCCGUGCAGGCAGAUGGACCCGACAGUCUAGAAACGGUUGCUGAGGUGACACAUGAUGGUGAGGGGAUGGCUGGAGAGCCUGAAUGUCAGGAGGAGGAGAGUGCGGGGGCGCGGAGCCCAGAGGAGAGAGAGGUGGCAGCUGAUGUUGAGAAGGAGAAAAUGGAAACAGAGCCAGAGCAAGCUAGUGAAGACCCUGAGAGGAGGGCAGCGUCUCCUGAGCGUGAAGAAGCCCACCCGCAGCCCAUCCAGACCGCUGAUGCUUCCGACUCAGAGAGGGGAGAGGAAGUGAGCAGCCUUGAGGGAAGCUCUUCUCUCCCAGACCAAGAUAAGGCAGGUUGCAUAGAGGAUCAGGUUCAAAGCUCGGACCCACCGGUAGCCCCAACAGCCGUAUCCGUGAGGGAGGUUGCAGAGACUGUCAAGGCUUCGGAAACAGAUGAAAGUUUGGAGUGUGCGGGUGCACACUUAAUACUAGCAGAGAAGUCCUCCGAAAAGGGUGACCCCUGGACUUGUCAGCAUGGAGAGGACACUGUGCCCUCGGGCCCCGAGUCGAAGGCAGAGUCAGUCCCGGUAAUAGCAUCACCGACUCCCGAAAACACCCUACAUUCUGACCUGCAGGGAGAGACAGGCGCAUCCCAGAAACAGAGAUCAGAUGACGAAGAUGACGGGCAGGUUGGUUCUCCCGAUGGCAGCGAGAGUACAGCAAGGGAGGGAGGCCUCGAGGCUGAAGCUGAGAUCUUGGAGCUCCAGAGUGAGAGCACUAAGCUUGUCGAGAACAUCAUCCAGACAGCCGUGGACCAGUUCGCUCGUACGGAAACAGUCCCCACAGCCAGUGCUCCUGAUCUGCAGACCCAGGUUCCGCUGAUGCAGGCUGACAGCCAGGGAGCUCAACAGAUGCCGGACAAAGAAGAAAGCCAACAUCAAGUCUCCGCCCAAGAGGAAGCCGUGACUGCUGCAGCCCAAGACGGACUUGCCCUGUCUGAUAUUCCCGAAGGCACGAGGGAGCCUUCAGAAAAGGUCAAUGUGCUUGCAGUGGAAAGUGCCAGUGUCAAAGACCAGCAGUGCGAGCAGGUGAUUGCCCCGCUCGGGGCAGAGGGAGAUGGAAGCGGGAAACCCGUGCCAGGUGACGAUUGUGCCAAAUUAGGAGAAAGUGUAGAGAAGCUGCCACCUGAAUCCAAAGAUCCAAAGGGGCACGCCGCUGACGGCCCCCAACACCAAAGCUCAGCCCAGGCAGAGGUGGAUGCCGCGGGAAACCCAGCCAAAGAGUCUCCAGACGCCAAUGGACCAAAGCUAACAGAGGAGGGAGAUGCCCAGGAAGUAGGGAUUCGGGAAGGGAAAACGCACACCGAGUCUGUCAAAGAGAUGAAGUCCCAGACAGAGGAGGACCUACGGGAGCCAGAGGGAGACUUGGCAGAAUCCUAAGAUGUUGGUUACUCACUGUAUAUCUGCAAGGCCAGAAUGUGAAGACAAGCCGCAGAACAAAAUGCUGCUGUUGGGACCCUGAGACCAAGAUUGCCAAGCCCUUAAGAUUCAGAGAGUGGGCCGUCCGCUGACUUCAACCUUGGAGAGCAACCCCGACAAUCCUGAGGCUUCACCGGGAGCUAGAGCCAGCUAACAUUUCCUUGUUUCAAGACUGCCUUUGAUUUUUCCCUGGAUACCGUAUGUUUCUGAUGGAAGGUCCUACAUUCAACCUGGAACCGAUGUCGGCAAUACCUAGUUCUCCUUCUCAAACUGGAGCGCCCUUCUAUGUGUUUAUAUGUAUGUCUCCUGUAGUCCUCCUCAUGUACCUAUUGUAUAUUUUUUCCUAAUGUUCAAGCACAUGCCUUUUGUAUUACGCAAUAUAUGAUGGGUGUGCAGCCAUAGUGAAGCCUUGAGAAGCUCCAAGCCUCAACAAUAACCUGUGGCAAACAGAGAAAUAACAUUCCUGAGAGGAAGGUACAAGUUGUUUUAAAGUUCACUGAGGCUUAGGUUUGUGGGUUAGUAGUCCUCUGAAGGGUGGUCAUUUUCCUUCGCACAGGGAGCUCAGAAAUAAAACACCAUUUGGAAACAUCUAGAAUGUCCCAAUAUUACUGUGACUUGUUUCUUUCUAAUCUAGUUCAGGUUGGAAAGCAGUCUCCUUAGUGGCAGAUUAAGCCCCUUUUCUUAGUGACACAGACAGAUGAGCGUGCCUAAGGUCUUGAUACGUUUUCCAUCUUAUGCAGAAGGAAAUCUGUUGUGCUUUUUGAUUGCACUCUUAUAUGCUGGAUCGAAUUCGUGCGCAGAACAAAGUGAGUCCCGUUCUUUAUAAAAUGGUAUUUUGAUAGAUACUGGAGUGUGUCUGUGUUAUAUCAGUGCCCUUUUAAGAACAAUGUUGCAUUAUGUUCAUUUGAAUAAAUUGUGAUUUGACAACUGAUUUGAAUAAAAUAUUUGCUUCACUUAGA
This is a messenger RNA of Mesocricetus auratus (golden hamster), 6363 nucleotides long. RefSeq names its product A-kinase anchoring protein 12 (gene Akap12). Gene Ontology annotation, biological process: regulation of protein kinase C signaling; signal transduction. Gene Ontology annotation, cellular component: cytoplasm. The record is from RefSeq and is a predicted model, not a curated record. Bases 182 to 5365 code for a protein of 1727 amino acids. The transcript is spliced from 4 exons. NCBI's taxonomy places the organism in Eukaryota, Metazoa, Chordata, Mammalia, Rodentia, Cricetidae. Gene Ontology annotation, molecular function: calmodulin binding; protein kinase A binding.